AGAAAAAAGGUUGUACAUUUUCUGUCGCAUUUCCUUGACAUUUUCGUUACCCGAUCACUAUUACGCUCCUUUGAGAAAGAGACCAUAAUCUGAUUCUAUAUCUUCUUCAAGAUCUGAAGUUUCUUCACACGUUUAGCAGCUCGAUUUGUUGGAUUGCGCCUGUUCGAUUCCCUUCUUCUCCACAUCCAAAUUCCUUCUCGUUUACUUUGGUAAUUCGUUGUUGGUUGAUGCGAUUGAUCGAUUGGAUCACGUAAAAAAAUGAGUAUGGUGGAUGCGAUUGUUCCCGGAGACAUGGCUUGCCUGGAUGCCGAUUUGUUGCAGCUACAAGAGAUGACUUCAUUUGUGCUCAACUCAAAACCCGGAUUCACGCAGAAGCUCUUCGACCAGUGGCUUUCUCUUCCCGAAGCUCAUCGACAGAUUGCAUCAUUGCUUCAUGAUGCCUUGGCUGGAGCUCCUCUGAAUGUAACUGGAACUGCAUCUGGUUCAAAUUCUGCCACCAGCAAUUCUAUCCCUUCCAUGUUCCCUGCGGGAAGUGCUCCUCCGCUUUCACCAAGGAGUUGUGGUUCACCGCGUGUGACGAAACAGAGAGCUGGCCCUUCUAACUUAGGUUCUUCUCUAAAAGUAACCAGCGAGCCUGUUAAAGACCCAAUGCCUCAGUUUUAUUUUCAAAAUGGUCGCCCACCACCAAGCGAGAUGAAAGAGCAAUGUAUGUUUAGAAUCAACCACUUUUUCUAUGGUCACUUGGAUGGGCUGCAGAUACAAGAGUUCAAAUUAGUCACACGAGAAAUCUGCAAGCUCCCGUCUUUCUUCUCCACAACACUUUUCAGGAAGAUCGAUGUCAAUAAUACAGGUUUUGUUACCAGAGAAGCAUUUAUUGAUUAUUGGGUGAACGGGAACAUGUUGAUAAUGGAUACAACGACCCAGAUCUUUAAGAUACUUAAGCAGCAAAAUCAGAAUUUCAUUGUUAAGGAUGAUUUCAAACCACUACUUAAAGAACUUUUGGCGACACAUCCUGGGCUAGAGUUUUUGCAAGGAACACCUGAAUUCCAAGAAAGAUAUGCUGAAACUGUUACCUACAGAAUAUUUUACUACAUAAAUAGAUCUGGAAAUGGUCGAAUUACAUUUAGGGAGCUUAGACGGGGAAACUUAAUUGAUGCAAUGCUACAUGCUGACGAAGAAGAAGAUAUCAACAAAGUGUUGAGGUACUUCUCAUAUGAGCAUUUCUAUGUCAUAUACUGCAAGUUCUGGGAGCUGGAUACGGAUCACGAUUUCCUGAUUGACAAAGAAAAUCUUAUGAGAUAUGGAAACCAUGCUCUGACUUACCGGAUUGUCGACAGAAUUUUCUCCCAGGUUGCUAGGAAGUUCACAAGCAAAGUUGAAUGGAAAAUGGGGUAUGAGGAUUUCGUCUAUUUCAUACUCGCGGAAGAAGAUAAAUCGUCAGAGCCUAGCCUCGAAUAUUGGUUUAAGCUCGUAGACUUGGAUGCGAAUGGGAUUCUUACAAGAAAUGAGAUGCAAUUCUUUUACGAGGAGCAGUUGCAUCGAAUGGAGUGCAUGGCGCAAGAGGCUGUUCUUUUUGAGGAUAUCUUAUGUCAGAUAAUUGAUAUGAUCGGACCAGAGAAUGAAAGCCAUAUAAUGCUGCAUGACCUGAAGGGCUCCAAGCUCUCUGGAAACGUCUUCAACAUCCUUUUUAAUCUUAAUAAAUUUAUGGCAUUUGAAACACGGGACCCGUUCCUCAUUCGUCAGGAGCGUGAGAACCCUACACUGACAGAGUGGGAUCGUUUUGCACAUAGAGAGUAUAUUAGGCUUUCAAUGGAAGAAGAUGUUGAAGAUGCAUCCAAUGGAAGUGCUGAAGUUUGGGAUGAGUCACUGGAGGCUCCCUUCUGAUUUCUCAUAAAUAACAGAAGUACACAUUCAUUGGGAAGAAUCUUUGGAGCUCAUUGGAGAAUGGAAAGGAAAAGCCAUAAUUAGUUUGGAUUUCGUUAUUAUGAUUAUAAGUUUUCUACGUUCUUUUCAUAUUUAGCUACUAAAUUAUACAGAACUCUAUAUUAUUAAUAAUGGUCUAGCUCAUCGCUUGUAUUUGCAUUCACUGUGCUGAUGUUUUUACCUCCUGGUUUUUUUGUCUGUACUUUGUAGCUGUGUUACUUCAUUAUUUCUUCCACUUGUUGAGAAUACCAUAGUUUUUUUUCUUUUUUUUGGUUCUGUUUUUAGAGGAAUCCAAGAAAGAUUAGUUUAUAUAUUUUCUUAAAACUUUAUACAUA
Molecule: messenger RNA, 2258 nt
Organism: Eutrema salsugineum
Lineage: Eukaryota; Viridiplantae; Streptophyta; Magnoliopsida; Brassicales; Brassicaceae
Product: serine/threonine protein phosphatase 2A regulatory subunit B''beta
Exons: 13
Coding region: 259-1884 (541 amino acids)
Biological process (GO): protein dephosphorylation
Cellular component (GO): protein phosphatase type 2A complex
Molecular function (GO): calcium ion binding; protein phosphatase regulator activity
Source: RefSeq, a predicted model, not a curated record